This is a messenger RNA of Nomascus leucogenys (northern white-cheeked gibbon), 1406 nucleotides long. RefSeq lists its product as uncharacterized. The record is from RefSeq and is a predicted model, not a curated record. NCBI's taxonomy places the organism in Eukaryota, Metazoa, Chordata, Mammalia, Primates, Hylobatidae.
AUGGGGGAAGCAUCACUGAGAGCCUACCACAUGGCUCUGGGCCAGGAAGCCGGCAGCGGAGGGGGCACCUUUCAGAUCCACCAUCCUCUCCUCGGUGCAAGUGCAGCAACCUCCAACUUCAGGCAGUGGGGUCUAGAGGUGGACCAAGAGACCCCAAGCCAGUGCAGAAUGGCGCUCCCGGCCACUCAGCUCCCCCUGCCUCGUUUUGGGUGGUGCUGGAUGUCGGGAGCGCUGGCCUCUGCUCUGCUGAUUUGCAGCACGGCUGGUCUGACAGCUGCUGUCGGUGUCGCGACCCCACCCUACUUCCCAGGCUCCCUGCCUCCUUCCCUGGAGAAGCAUCCUCAGCCAAUGGAGCCACAAUACCUGACAGCUGAAGGCAGGGAACACCAGGAGGGGCCCCAGGAAGCUGGCCCCAAGGACGGGAUGCUGCGGGAAGAUGCCCCGCUGGCCCCUGGUAAUGACUGGAGCCCGUUGGGGAGGACCCUGGCACGAGGUGGCAGAGCAGCUGCUCAGGCCUCCGCCUGUGGUCACCUGGGACAGGACUCAGGUGGACGGGGAUGCCCGGCUCGUUUAAUAUCACUGAUGUUGAGAGACAGAUGGGAAAAUAGCCGUGAGAAGGACGUGGAGUGGGGAGGCUGUCACUGAACACUACAGACACUUAGAAAAGGGAAAAUGACAAGUUCAGGGCCACGGAUCACCAAUUUAAAGCAAAGUCAGGAUUCCUUGGCAGAAUUUAACGAAAUGCUUCUCUUCUACAGCCAGGGGUCAGAGGGCAGAAGACAAGGUGCAGGACUUCAGAGAAGGCCUAGUUUCCAGCCCAGGGAAGUCCCUUCUCCAAAGUCAGGGCCCCCAGGGGGAGGGUGGGGUCCCUGAUAUCUGAGAUGGACUAUCUGGGGAGACACUCUUGAGACAUUGAACCCUCAGAUUCUCCCGUACCUCCUGGCCUGCAGAAGUGGGCCGUUCCCUCUGUUGGAAGACAGAGGUCCUCUCUUGCUGAAAGGCCAUGCAAAAGCUAAGGGAAGGGACCUUACAAGACAAGGAAUUCCUCUCUCCAGCGUCUGUCCCCACCUCCCCUCCUGACCACCAGGCUCAAAGCUGGGAUCAGAUCUCAGCAUGACUUGACCAAGGAUGUGCUUUGCAUGCCAGGGACCAAGAGGGAUUAACAAGCAGAGGAGUGGCGGGAGCAAGCCAGCAGGGACCAGUUGGAUCUGGAGAAUAUUCCUAGAUGUGGACUCUGAAGGUUCUGCAUCAAGGGAGGCUGCAUAGAAGCUGGAGACUGGAGAGUUAAUUAGUACAGAAAGACUCCCUAACCCCUAAAAAGGCCCUGGGAAGAUUCUAAUAUGUUGCUUGGGAGGGUUUUUUUUGUUUGAGACAGAGUCUCUCUCUGUCACCCAGGCUGGAGUGCA